CCUCCCGUCUUCACCUUUCCGACCGGUGUGGCAUCGCUAUGUCGAGUGGUGAUGCUCGUCGCUGCUCCCGAGGCUGAGAGGCUCCCCCUUCCGCCUUCCUGUGGCCGCUUAGUCACCGACCAUGAUCCGCCAUCGAGGUGAUCGCACCCUUUUCGCGCUGCUCGUCCUCCUCGCGCUGCCGGCGCUCCUCGGGCCAUGCGUGGCCUCCGUGCUGGAGGCCCGCGGCCAGAACGGCUCGCUGCCGGCGCCGCUCUCCGUGGCGCCGAACCAGAACUGGGAGGGCAUCGACGGCAAGUGGAACACCGUCAGUCUGCGCGUCGGCACGCCGUACCAGUGGGUGCGCGUCUUCGUGUCGACCGCCAGCCAGCAGACGUGGACGAUAGACCAGACGGCCUGUCUCGCGAACCGGUCAGACCCGACGUCGGCGCUGGACAGCACGUGCAUGGAGAGCCGCGGGCGCCUGUUCAGCACGGCGAACUCGACGACGUGGGACGAGAACGGCUUUUUCCAGCUGUGGACGGAGAAGAACCUGGGCCUGACGGGCAACGGCUUGUUUGGCUGGGACACGGUCGGCCUGGGGCUGCCGGGCGAGGAAGGCCCGACCAUGCUCAACACCACCGUCGGCACCCUGAUCUCGCCCAACUUCUGGCUCGGCCACUUCGGCGUCAACCCGAAGCCCACCAACUUCUCCGCCUUUACGGAUGCGUCGCCGAGCUACAUGACCAUGCUCUUCGACCAGAAGCAGAUCCCCAGCGUCUCGGUUGGCUACACGGCCGGCGCGCAAUACCACGAUGCCGUUGUCCUGUCGAGUUUGACGCUCGGCGGCUAUGACUCGUCGCGGUUUAUUCCAAACGACAUCACCUUCGAGUUCGCGCCCGACAACGAGAGAGACAUCGUCGUGGGCAUCGUCGGCAUCACGGCAAACAGCUCGACCAAGCCAGCCACCAGCCUUCUCAAGCGCGACUCGUUUACCAUGUAUAUCGAUUCGACUGUCGCCGAACUAUGGCUGCCGAUCGAAGUAUGCGAAGCUUUCGAGGACGCUUUCGGGCUGAGCUACGACAACGACACGGGGCUCUACCUCCUCGACGACCAGACUCAUCAGCGGCUGCUGGCCGAGAACCCAUCCAUUACGUUCAGCCUCGGGCAGAAGUUUACAACCAACGCCACCGUAGACAUCACGCUGCCGUACGCAGCACUCGAUCUGGAAGCAAGCCCGCCUUACCGCGGAUUGGAGAAUGCGACAAAGUACUUUCCUAUCCGGCGGGGCGAAAAAGAAAGCCAGUUCGUGCUGGGCAGGACCUUCUUGCAGGAGGCAUAUCUGCUCGUAGACUGGGAGCGUCAAAACUUUUCCGUUUACGAAUGCAGCUGGGUGUACGGCCAGGAGGAGAACAUUGUCCCGAUUAUAUCACCAGUGUACACGGGCGAGAACAAAGCCAGCAAGCCUCAUCACCUCACGACCGGCACCAUCAUUGGCAUCGCCCUCGGAGCCGGCUUCGGGUUCGCAAUCACAGUGUGUGGGAUAAUAUGGUUUUUCUGGCGCAGACGGCACAAGCGAAAGCUUGCAAAAGUCAAAGCCGACUAUGAAGCAAAGGCGGCGGCAGCCGCGAAAGAGCCGCCUGCCGAGAAGAGGGAAGAUCCGCCGACGUCACCCACCCAGGACGCGGAGGAAGGGACCAAGGUGUUCCCCAAGGCCGAGCUGCCUGCAGAUUCUGUCGGCCGGCCUGAGAUGAGUUGUGAUAGAAAAGAGGCAGACCCAAAUUCACUCAGCACCUUGGUGGAAGUGGACAACACGGAGCGACAAGUCUUCGAGAUGCUUGGCGAUAUUCCUAGCACUGUAGAAGCAGGAGGUCGGCAGUUGUCGGAGAAGGAGUCGAUGAUGGUCCGCGAGAGGAUAUACAAUGGCGUGGAUCCGUAUGGUACCCCCGACGUAUCGCCUACCGCAGAAGACGCGCCGCGACGGCAGGCGCCAGUGUCCCCUUCAGAGGUGGCGAUGGUGAACAGAAGACUGCCCGAUGUGUCUCCCACAACGCCUCGCGCACGAGACGGGGCGAGCCUCGAAGCCAACGAUACCUUCUUCCAGCCGCCGGCGCCGCGAGCGCCGCGGGACGGCAGAUAUCUCGAGGCCGAGGACACGCUUCUCUCGCCCAUCUCCCCUCUGGAGGGGUCGGCGGACACGUCCCGGCGGCGGUUUUCCUACGAAUCAUGACCAUAUCAAAAGUAUUAUCGCUCCGCAUUUACGACCGGCGCAUUGGGAUGGGGACCAUUGGGCGGGCUCUGUUGGGAUUUGAUGUACGGCGCGUUGGCAUAAGUGAUCUGGCGUUUGAGCAAGGUGAUACCUCAUGUCUUUGCAUGUGCGAUGGGCGGCAUUUGCGAUAGAGCGCGCUGGAGCAGGCCGUGGGGCUCUACUCAGUCCGAGUAAUUUCUUCUGUUGAUCUCCUUAGCAUAGCAAGGCGGAAUGGCUCGUGGCCGCCGGCCAUCAAUGCAGCCCGGGCACUAUAUCCAAGACGACGAAGGUUAGCUCGCACCGUUGCAUCGCGCACUGUAGAUGCGGAGGAAGACGGAAUGCGGCUUGUAGCUGGUGGUGCAGGGCUACGUCAGGACGGCGGCGAGGGAGUCGGUGUGCUAGCAGCUGAAGAGCCCACAAAACGGCC
Messenger RNA from Trematosphaeria pertusa, 2651 nucleotides. RefSeq names its product acid protease. Lineage: Eukaryota; Fungi; Ascomycota; Dothideomycetes; Pleosporales; Trematosphaeriaceae. The transcript has 2 exons. Gene Ontology annotation, biological process: proteolysis. The record is from RefSeq and is a predicted model, not a curated record. Gene Ontology annotation, molecular function: aspartic-type endopeptidase activity. Bases 122 to 2206 code for a protein of 694 amino acids. Gene Ontology annotation, cellular component: fungal-type vacuole.